AUGAUAAAGGUUUUUAUCCUGAAUAGCGUUUUUGUUUUAAUUUAUGGAUGGACUGUUGACAAGGCAAAUCAUUGCUCUUGUAAAAAUUACAGUUUGUUUGUUGAUUGCGUCAUAAAUUUUGAGUAUGGAUGUGAACUUAAAGAUUUUACUUGUUAGAAUGUAAACUGCACUGCAUAAGCUCCUGACAGAUGUUCACUCUUCUAAAAUUAAUGCUACUUGGAUAAAAAAAACUCAAAUAGUAAAUGCUAACCAUUUAACUCAUGUAGUGAUCUACAAGGAAAUGAUGAUCGUGAAUGUUAUGCCUAAAACAUUCGUUGCGCUAAACUAGGAGAAACAGGACCUAAUUGUGUUGAAUUUAAAUGUUCAUACUAUUCUGUAGAUACCUGCCCACUAAUGUGUUUCGUUGUUGGAGAAAAGUGCACAGAUUUCCCAGAUUGUUCAACUUUACAAUUGAACAGGUGUAAUGUCUAACGUGUAUGCUAUAAUGAUGAAAUGACUUGCAAAUGGGAAGAAUGUUCGAAUUAUAAAUCAGAUUCAGAUUGCAUGUAUGUUUAUACUCCAGAAAGAAGAAUUCAACCAUGUUAUUGGAAUGAAAAAGACUAAAUUUGUGCUAAUGCAGAAGGUCCGGAAGAUUUAAGUAAUUUUAGUUGCAGUUUGAAUACAAGAGGUGCUUAUCAUUGGAGUUCGAGUAAAUUGGAUUCUGGGAGUUGUCAAUCAUGCUUUGAGAUGCUUUUAAAAGUUGUUUUGGCCAUAAUUCUUAUAUUUGUUUGA
Paramecium tetraurelia is the source of this 771-nucleotide messenger RNA. RefSeq lists its product as uncharacterized. Lineage: Eukaryota; Ciliophora; Oligohymenophorea; Peniculida; Parameciidae. The transcript has a single exon. The record is from RefSeq and is a predicted model, not a curated record.